CCUCUGCCUUUACAGGAUGUCACAUGCGACUGGAAAGCAUGUCGAAGUUCGCUAAAACCGUAGAAGCAGUAUUUUCAUAGAAAGCACUGAAGAUACAGCAUAACUCUUGUCGAGAAACCUUAGCUACUUCUGGUUCGCCAUGGGUUUGACCAAGCAGUAUCUGCGCUAUGUGGCGAGCGCUGUGUUUGGAGUGAUCGGCAGUCAGAAGUCCAACAUCGCGUUUGUGACUCUGAGGGGUGGCGAGAAGGGUCGAUAUGUCGCUGUAGGUGCCUGUGAACAUGUGUUCAUAUGGGAUGUGCGCAAAGCUGAGAAGGUUCUUAUUCUUGAAGGUAAAAAGCAUGAGGUGACAUACCUGUGUCCCUCUCCUGAUGGUGUUCACAUAGCAGUGGGUUAUGAAGACGGAGGUGUGCGCAUCUUUAGUCUACAGAAUGGUGAAAGCAACAUUUCCUUCAGUGGACACAAAUCGGCCGUAUCAGCCAUGCGAUAUGAUGCACUGGGCGCUCGACUUGUCACCGGCUCAAGGGACACAGAUGUGAUUGUGUGGGAUAUCAUCAAUGAAUGUGGUCUGUACAGACUCAAAGGACACAAAGAUGCAAUCACACAAGUUUUGUUCUUGGAGAACAAAAACCUGCUGAUUACAAGCUCCAAAGACAGUUUUGUGAAGUGGUGGGAUCUGGACACACAGCAUUGCUUUAAGACCAUGGUGGGACAUCGCAGUGAGGUAUGGGGAAUGGUCCUUCUCAAUCAGGAGAAUAGAUUGCUAACAGGGUCUGCUGACAGUGAGCUGAGAGCUUGGGAUAUUCAGUACAUGGAGAAGGGAAAAGAAGUGGGGGAGCCACAGGAAAAGAAAGUCAAAACUCUUCUUGAUGAUGUCGAGGAUGAUGAGGGUCUUGAUGAAGAGCCUGAAGAACGGAUCCUCAGCUGUAAGAAAGCUGGUUCUGUUCUGAGGGAAGCCAGAGACAGGGUUGUAUCCUUGAUAACGGAUGCAAAAGCUAAAGUACUAGCAUGCCAUGGUCUGGAUGCUACUCUUGAGAUCUUUACGGUGCUGUCAGAGGAGGAGAUCCAGAAAAAGAUGGACAAAAAACUAAAGAGGGCAAAGAAAAAGGCCAGGUCUCAGGAAGGAGGAGAGGAGACACCUGAGCCUGUGGUGGAGAGAAAGUUGAGUGACGAGAUCCAAAAACUGGCAAACGUAAAGGCAUCCUCCAAGAUCAGGUCAAUGGACUGCCUUCGGGCUCCUAAUGGAGAAAUGAAGGUUGCUCUUUUACUGCAGAAUAACACAGUAGAAACAUAUACCAUCAAGACUACUGAGAAGAAUCCAACUGGCACCAAGACCUUUUGGCUCACGCUGAGUGGUCACCGCACAGAUGUCAGAACGCUGGCCUUCAGCUCAGAUAAUAUUGCUAUUCUCUCCGCCUCUGGAGAAACGGUCAAAGUGUGGAACAGGUCUACCUUGCAAGUAAUUCGUACCAUGGGAUGUGAAUAUGCCCUCUGCUCCUUGUUUGUACCUGGAGACAGACAGAUCAUAUUGGGAACAAAGAGCGGGAAGAUUCAGAUUUUUGACCUGGCCUCAGGCAGCCUUCUUGAGACAGCUGAUGCCCAUGAUGGAGCUCUUUGGUCCAUGUGUCUCUCUCCAGAUCAGAGGGGGAUUGUCACUGGGGGUGCAGACAAGACUGUGAAAUUCUGGGACUUUGAACUCAUAAAGGAUGAGGACUCCGGGAAGAACAAGAGGCUGACAGUGAAACACACACGUACCCUGCAGUUAGAUGAAGAUGUGCUCUGUGUGCGCUAUAGUCCUGACCAGAGAUUGCUGGCUGUGUCUCUUCUCGACUGUACAGUCAAAAUAUUUUACACAGACACACUAAAGUUUUUCUUGUCAUUAUAUGGACACAAACUGCCCGUUCUGUGCCUGGACAUUUCACACGACAGCGCUUUAAUUGCCACAGGCUCAGCUGACAGAAACGUGAAGAUCUGGGGUUUGGACUUCGGAGACUGUCAUCGUUCAAUGUUUGCACAUGACGACAGUGUCAUGUUUCUUCAGUUUGUCCCCAAAACCCAUCUGUUCUUUACUGCGGGAAAGGACAGGAAGAUCAAGCAGUGGGACGCCGACAAGUUUGAGCAUAUCCAGACGUUGGAGGGUCACCAUCGUGAGGUCUGGUGCCUGGCCAUCAGUCCCAGUGGAGACCACAUCGUCUCCUCGUCUCAUGAUAAGUCCCUCAGGCUGUGGGAGAGAACAAGGGAACCCAUUAUCCUGGAGGAAGAGAAGGAAAUGGAAAGGGAAGCAGAGUUUGAAGAGUCGCUGGCUAAAGGUGAUGAUCCAGUGGUCCCUGGAGAGACCAAAGGAGAGGCAGAGCCCGCUGGGAAAAAGACCAUAGAGACAGUGAAAGCUGCGGAGCGUAUAAUGGAGGCUCUAGAGCUCUAUAGAGAGGAAAGUAAAAAGCUGGAGGAGCACAGAGCUGCUUGUGAGGCAGCGGGGAAAGAGUUACCACCCCUUAAGAUGAACCCAAUCCUCAUGGCUUAUGGAAAUAUCUCACCCUCUCGUUAUGUUCUGGAAGUGAUGAAGAAAGUUCGGUCCAGUGAGCUGGAGGUGUCUCUACUGGUGUUGCCUUUUCCCUAUGUCCCUGAUCUGCUGCGCCUCUUCAACAGUUAUGUACAGCAGGGUCUGGAGGUGGAGCUAGUGUGCCGCUGCCUUUUCUUCCUCCUCAGAAUCCACUUUGGUCAGAUCACCAGUAAUCAGAUGCUGCUGUCAGUCAUUGAUGAGUUAAGGACCAACACAAUCUCUAAAGUGCGAGAGAUCAGGGAUGUCCUGGGCUUCAAUAGCGUUGGUCUUCAGUUUCUGCAACGUGAGAUCGAGAGCAAAGAGGAUGUGAUGUUUUUUGCUGAUGCUACAGACCAUUUCGAGGAGAAGAAGAGAAAGAGGAGGAAACGUGAAAGAGCUAUUCUAACAAUUGCAUGAAACGAUGUGUCAAAACUACAGCUCAGCCGCAUCUCCCAACUGUUAUAACAGACCCCUUUGCUUUGUGCUGAUACGAUCCUCAAGACGUGACAUUCUGGCAAUGUUUUUAUGAGUAUGUAAUUUGUACCUGUCUGAAGUCCAUAAAAGUAUUUCCUACAAGUUA
Molecule: messenger RNA, 3116 nt
Organism: Myxocyprinus asiaticus (Chinese sucker)
Lineage: Eukaryota; Metazoa; Chordata; Actinopteri; Cypriniformes; Catostomidae
Product: WD repeat-containing protein 3-like
Exons: 27
Coding region: 140-2953 (937 amino acids)
Biological process (GO): maturation of SSU-rRNA
Cellular component (GO): Pwp2p-containing subcomplex of 90S preribosome; small-subunit processome
Molecular function (GO): protein binding; snoRNA binding
Source: RefSeq, a predicted model, not a curated record